AUGCGCAUCACCAUUUCACCAAACUCACCGCUAUACCAAUCUGUAAAUUAUCUGCCGCGCGAUAAACAAGGCGAUGAAGUAUGCCGCGGUCUAGCAUUCGGUUUAUUCAAAUAUUUCAAAGAGUUACCAGAGGUGGUCAAGAGUGGUUUAAUCUUACAAGUUGCGAAUACCUCGAGAAAACAAAGACCCGGUUCGGCGCCAAAAUUAUUCGGCGAACAACAUGCGGCGGAUCUGGCGAGUUCGAUGGUGAGGGUGGAGAAUGUCGCGGAAGUUACAGCUGAUAUUGAGGCAGCCUUGCGAAUACAAAAUAUUAAUUAUGUGGAUAUGGAUUUGGUUCUUCCGCCCGGUUCGAUAUCGCCUUUACAAGAGUCGGAGGAGGAUUUGGAUGAAGAGGAAUAUCCGGAUCUUACGCUGAAGCAGUAUGGAUCGUAUGCAUCAUUGGUGAAGCUUUUUGGAGAAGUGACAUUUCUUCCAACUUCGAGAAUCCGCCGAGCUCCUUCGAGACCUACAUCAUUGAAUCGAAGUCGAUCAUUCCUCAAAGAUCAAAAGUUGGCUUUGCGACGGGAGAUGGGAGAGUUGGUGGAUACGGAGGAGCGUUACGUGAUAAAGAUGCAUGAACUGGUCAAUCAUAUUGCGGAUGAUUUUCGAGCCAAGGCCAAGAGUCGAGCAUUUGGAAGCUUCAGUCCUUCAGAAGAUGAUUUACAAAAGCUCUUUCCACGAUGUUUGGAUAGGAUCCUACAAAUUAAUUCGGCCUUCUUAUCGGCGAUUCGUAAAGUGAUGGAUGAAACCGAGGAAGAAGCUAUGCAAGACCUAGAGGCACCGGUGGUUAGCUCCACCUCUUCUCGAUAUGGUGGCUCGGGUCGUCUGAAGGACCCUACUGGUGCACUGGCCUUUGCCAAAGUCUUGCUCGAAUGGUUCCAUCAAAUGCCAAGAGCUACCAACAAUAUAUCCAUGCUAGCCAGCUAA
Molecule: messenger RNA, 966 nt
Organism: Sclerotinia sclerotiorum 1980 UF-70
Lineage: Eukaryota; Fungi; Ascomycota; Leotiomycetes; Helotiales; Sclerotiniaceae
Exons: 2
Coding region: 1-966 (321 amino acids)
Molecular function (GO): guanyl-nucleotide exchange factor activity
Source: RefSeq, a predicted model, not a curated record